UGCAAGCGCAGAAAUUUCCACAAGUAUAUUUUACGUGUAUACGCGUUACGCUAUGGAUAGAAAUGAUUUCCAUAUCCAAUCUCGGCGAAAAGCCGAAAAUCUUCUUCCUCGCCAUGAUAGUGUGUUGUUCUUCCCCUCCGUUCACGUGAUUCACCUUCCGGCCCCACGUGUUUUCCGCCGUCUACGGCGCUAUUCAGCUCCCACGCUUCCUCUGAUUCUUUGCCCGAUGUUUAAACUUCUCGAGAAUCACCCUUCCCCCAUUCCCGGAUCCAGGUCACGUUCCUAUACGUCUAUACGCAUUUCUGUUUGUUCAGUUUUAUUUGGGGAUUGGGUUUUCAGUGUGAUUCGUUUUCACGAUUGGGGUGUGCUUGAAAUGCUGAUCUGAAUGUUGGUCUUGUGAGUUUUUGAGUUCUGGGUGCGUUUAAUUUAGUGAUUUGUAGCACUUGAGCUCAAAAGCUGGCAUUUUUCGUGUUUGUUUUGUGUAUUUCUUGCCCAGGAAAGGCGAAAUUCCUAGCCCGGACCUUACAUCUCGACCUUAUAGAUAGAAUUUGUGAAAGAAGGAUUUGUAUAGGUGGUAAGUCACGGUGAUUCAGCGGACCAUUAGGUGGAAGGACCAGUUUGUUUUCUUUGAUUUAUGAAAAGAAUGGAGAUUUCUGGGGGGUUAAGCCCAAGAACGAGCUCAGGUGCAAGGGAAAAGCCAAAGGGAAUGGACUCAAAUCUCCAGAAUUUGGAAUGGGAAGUGAGCAACAGUGGGUCAGCAUUGGAUCACCAUUUUCACUCCUUGAAUGCUGUUGAAAUUCUGAGAGAAACAGUGUGGAUUCUUAGGUACAAUUUGAUGGGGUUCUUGUCCAUUGCUGCCUUGUUGAUUUGCCCAGUGUCUGCUGUGGCUUUGUCCAAUGUCUUGGUUGAUCAAUCCAUGGUGAAGAUCCUCACAAUUAGGCUUUUGCUUGUGGCAAAGUCCAGUGGGCUUUCCCUAAGGCCUUUUGUUAGGCAGUCUGUUCAGAAGUUCUCAGAGAUGGUGAUUUCGAGUGCAAUGUGUUUCCCUCUGUAUGUCGUGUUCUUGCUGCUGUCGAAAGCCGCAAUUGUUUACUCGGUGGAUUGUACUUAUUCCCGGAGAAAGUUCAAUCCUUCGAAGUUUUUCGUGAUCAUUACCAAGAUUUGGAAGCGGGUGGUUGUGACUUAUUUGUGGGCGUGCUGUUUGAUUUCUGGUUGCCUCAUGCUGUUCCUCGUGCUCCUUGUUGUUGUGUGCUCCACUUUUUCGAUCAUGGGGUUCCCUUCGGACUUGAUCUUGUACCCUGCAAUGGUAGUUGGGAUGAUCUUCUCGAUAAUCUUGGCGAACUGUACUAUUAUUUGUAGUGUUGCAGUUGUGAUUUCGGUGUUGGAGGAAGUCUCGGGGCCUCAGGCGUUGCUUAGGUCGAGCUCCCUCAUCAAGGGGCAGACUCAAGUCGGGCUCCUUAUAUUUCUAGGAUCAACAAUCGGGAAUGCAUUCGUGGAGGGCCUGUUCGAGCAUAGAGUGAAGGCUCUGAGCUAUGCCGAUGGGUCUUCAAGGGCAUGGGAGGGGCCUCUUUUGGUGAUAAUGUACUCAUUCAUGCUGCUAAUUGAUUCCAUGAUGAGUACCGUUUUCUACUUCAGCUGUAAAUCGUAUAGAAUGGAACGAGCAAACGAGGAGAGCCAACCCGUUCUUGAAGCCUUGGCCAUUCCAUAGGUGUUAACAGAAACCCUAGAUUAACAAUUUGUUUUCAAUGACAAUGCAGGCCGCUUAUCAUGAGAAAACGCUAGCUGCCAUCUGAAAGUUAUUUAUGUCAAUAUCGAGCCUGCCUCUCGUGCUACAAAUAUUGGAAAUGGAUUGAACUAUAUCGGCCCGAGAUCUGCAGUCUGCAGCCAUUCCAGGUGAAGAAAAUCGGGUUAACAGAACAUCCUUAGUGUAACUUUGCUCGAGAACUGAGAGUACAGACCUUUUUUGUUUUCAUUGACAGAAACAUAGAUUCCCCGGAGUUAGAUCUGUAACUUUUGUUUGUCUCCUAUGAUGCAUAGGAUAGAUAUGGGGAAAACGUUUUGUUCUCAGAGAAACAAAAUCUCUGUUUGUAGUUGCUUCUUCUGAUUUCAAAUGGCAAAAUGGUUCAUUGGUUCUCUUUU
Molecule: messenger RNA, 2136 nt
Organism: Ipomoea triloba (trilobed morning glory)
Lineage: Eukaryota; Viridiplantae; Streptophyta; Magnoliopsida; Solanales; Convolvulaceae
Exons: 2
Coding region: 635-1705 (356 amino acids)
Source: RefSeq, a predicted model, not a curated record